AUGAACACAAACUUCACUGGAUCGACCAGAAAGCGCCAGGUCAACCUCGGCAACAGGAGCCUCUUCGCAAAGAACAAACAGUCGUUUUUGCAGACCACCCAGCUCGAGCGCCAGCGCCGCGAGAGGGCCCGCAUAGAGGCACGGGCCGCAACCACGAUCCAGUCGUAUGCACGCACGUAUCUCGACCUCCAGCACGCACGACGUAAAUUGGGAACCAAUUGGGAUGGUACCAGUGUGGCAGAGUUCAACUUCUUCUGGCCCGAGCUCGCUGGCACCCGCGAUCACACCUAUCUCGAUAGACUCGAGCACAUUGUCCAGACCCAACAGCUGUCACCCUCCACGGCCUGCAAAACCGUUCGCACGCUGAUCGAGACGAUUCCCCGGUCGCCAGACACUGAAUUCGCAAAAAAGUCCCUUCAAGUGGUCCUAAGUCUCGCCCAGAAGUACCCUGUGUCCGUCGACUGGAACCCGCUAGUGAAAUAUUUACUUACCGUGUACACCGAGGACCCGCUAUUUUUGGCAACCGUCUUUGAGCUGUCGAGCUACGCCAGCGAGGGAAUCUUGCGGUUUCUCACCGCCCCACAACCGGAGUUUGUGGGCUUCGCGUUGUCGCACAACUACGCUCUUUUGCGGAAGUCUAUCGAACUGCAAUUUGAGUGGAUCUGCGCUCACAGACCGCUGUUUGAAAAUCUCACAGAUACAGAGAAAUUCGACUACCUGGUGAACGUGGUCACUAUUUUAUCGCAUAGCGCCAUCGCCAUUACCAAGCUGUCAAUCGAGGCGUUCUCCAUCAUCAUAGGCGGAAUCUCGGCCAAACUGCAGUUUGAGGACGAACCGAGCGGCCAUGCAAUUUUUGUUUCGCCCGAGGCACGCAAACAGAUUGAAAAACUAUACGCCUCAGACUUCACCAAGUCGGUGAUUAGACAGUGCGAGGUCCUGCAGGUCGAAACAGACCUGUUUGUCUCGUUCUUCUUUGCAUUGCUCCAUCUGGUGUCCACCAAAGGCAACGUAAACCAGCUUUUAAAAAACGAGCUGCUGGUGAACCUGAUUGUGGCAUCGUCCUCCAUGGACUUUAUGAAUCAGUUUUUCAGAAACCUCAGCAAUGAACACUUAUUUCCUCAAGUUUUUGUUCUGGCCGAGGAGAGAGCACAUUUUGCCAACGAUAGCGAGUUUAGACAAACCUUGUUGGACCCACAGAAAGAAAAUUGGUGGAAAACACUGUUUCUCUUAGAAGAGCUUUACAGCUACUUGCUCUGCGUGUCCAAUGAUGCCGAUUUGUUCAACCAGGGAAGACUCGACGAGGAAAACUAUCUCUAUUUUGUGAAAUUCCUUCGCUCUUUUUCUCUUUUCUAUGUGCUGGGACGACGUAUUGUGCAAUAUGAGGAUCUUUCAGUAUCGGAGGCCAGAAUACUUGCAUUCUUCAAAAACAUCGGUGUCACAACACUGAAACUCCUAAAGCAGAUUUAUCUCCGCGAUCUUCGGAUGAACCUCACGGACGAAGAUUUUUGGCUGCUCAGAGACCCCGAGUUUUCGAUGCGUAACGUUUCCAAGCUUGUUCCAUUGCUCGAGAUGGACGACGACGACGAAGAAGCCGGAGAGGAGGACGGAGAACUCUCCCUUCCGACAGGCGUUCUGCAAGCCUCAAAUACGCAGCUACAGGACAAUCUACUGAUUCUCAUAUACCUCCCGUUCAUGAUACCUUUUGACACUCGAGCGGAGCUGUUCCGACAGCUGAUUGAAAAAGACAAGUCUCAGAUCACAGGAAUAUUCAGCCCAAAGAUACAAGGUGUUGUAUCGCGGGAAAACGUUCUUUUUGACGCCUUUGAGCAGUUUGGAGAGCUGCGUGGCCAACAGUUUAAACUGCCUUUAUCCGUGGAGUUUAUCAACCAGUUUGGAGAAAAAGAGGCUGGCAUUGACGGGGGAGGACUCACAAAAGAGUUGCUCACCAGUAUUGUGGAUAGCGCAUUUUAUGUUUCGAACUCAAAUGCAGACAAGAACGGCGGGAUGAGGUUCUUCAACGCGACUUCCAACUUCCAGCUAUACCCCAACCCUGACUACUUUUUGAAGUUGAAGCUACAACAGCAGAAUCCUUCCUAUGACUUUAGCUCCGAGGAAAAGACAUUCCAUCUACAAAUGCUCAGGUUUCUAGGCAUGGUUAUCGGUAAGUGUCUCUACGAGAACGUGUUGACAGAUAUUCAGUUUGCACCGUUUUUCCUUAGUCGGUGGACCAACACGCCCUCGUUUCAACAGAGAAUUUCAUUUGAUGAUCUAAAAAUAUACGAUAGCGAGCUGCAUGAAAACCUCUCCAAGCUGCUGAAACUAACAGAGCACGAGAUUGACGACUUGGACCUAAACUUCACCAUCAGCGAGAAGUUGCAGGAUUCCUCAGAGGUUGUCACUAUUGACCUGCUUCCUGGCGGACGAAAGAUGAAGGUGAAUCAACAGAACAAGCUGCAAUACGUUUACUGCGUAGCCAAGUUCAAGAUGGACCAGUCGAUUGCAAUCCAGUCGAAAUACUUUAUAGAAGGAUUGUCUCAGAUCAUUAAGCCCAAAUGGCUCUCGUUCUUCAACGCGUACGAGCUAGCCAAGCUAAUUUCUGGCGGAGAGAAAGAGAUUGAUAUUGAGGAUUUGCGGCGCAAUACCGCACUGGGUGGUUACACGAUGCAUGACCAGACCAUCGUGUACCUGUUUGAGCUCCUUGAAGAGUUUGACAACGACCUGCGGUCCAAAUUCCUCAAAUUUGUCACCUCCAGCUCGCGCGAACCACUGCUGGGCUUCAAAGAGCUCAAUCCGAAAUUUGGAAUCCGCAACUCGGGAACAGACACUUCAAGACUACCCACGGCGUCCACGUGCGUGAACCUGCUCAAACUGCCCGACUACAGGAACAAAAAGCUACUGAAGGAAAAGCUGCUGUAUUCGAUCAACUCGCACGCAGGUUUCGAUCUUUCCUAG
Molecule: messenger RNA, 2952 nt
Organism: Ogataea parapolymorpha DL-1
Lineage: Eukaryota; Fungi; Ascomycota; Pichiomycetes; Pichiales; Pichiaceae
Product: ubiquitin-protein ligase E3 C
Exons: 1
Coding region: 1-2952 (983 amino acids)
Biological process (GO): protein polyubiquitination; ubiquitin-dependent protein catabolic process
Molecular function (GO): ubiquitin protein ligase activity
Source: RefSeq, a predicted model, not a curated record